Molecule: messenger RNA, 381 nt
Organism: Plenodomus lingam JN3
Lineage: Eukaryota; Fungi; Ascomycota; Dothideomycetes; Pleosporales; Leptosphaeriaceae
Source: RefSeq, a predicted model, not a curated record
AUGCCAAGACAUUGCGCGCGUCUCCACCCGGCCGCUGCCAUCUUCGACUUCCUGCUUGUCUCUGUGUCUAGUCGUCGCGCCCACGUCGCAUACAGAGAGGCCAGCACCACACAGUACCUCUUGACCAUGGCACCACGCCCCUCCAUCACCGGCUUUGACCCCAAGAAGUUCGCCGCGGCCUCCGGAAGAGGCACCCAGGGCGACCCAUGGGCACGAUAUGAGCAAUGGCGGUACACUGGCCCUUUCACCCGCUUCAACCGCUUCAAGGGUUCCUUCCCAGGCCUUGGCAUAGCCACCGUCGCAUUCGCUGGAUACCUCGUUGCUGAGCAGCUCCUGUGGAAGGAUGACCACCACGCACAUCACGACGAGGGAGCGCAUUAA